Messenger RNA from Gamsiella multidivaricata, 1003 nucleotides. RefSeq lists its product as uncharacterized. NCBI's taxonomy places the organism in Eukaryota, Fungi, Mortierellomycota, Mortierellomycetes, Mortierellales, Mortierellaceae. The record is from RefSeq and is a predicted model, not a curated record. The transcript has 4 exons. The coding region runs from base 113 to 886 and encodes 257 amino acids.
GGUCAUGGGCAUGGAGAAGGUCUUGAUCGAAGGGAGCAUGUUGGAGAAGGACGACCUCCAGAUUGCGGGCGACGCGGCGAAGGACAUAGUUUAAGGUGAUGAGCCAAGAGUGAUGGUUUUUUAUUCUCGAAAGACUGCUAACGUCGACGACAUGGACGCGUCAAACCUUAUUCACAGUUCACAUCCUGCUUCGCAAUCAACAUCUAUAAUGUCAAACACUCAGCUCUCGUGGAAGGCCCUCGGGGACAUGAGGGUAGGGAUCUUUUUCAAGGUCACUCCCUGUCAUAGCUGGAAUGACGCGUUGACAUUCUUUAAGGUCUCGUCGAAGCAGGAGACGGUUGAGGCGUACUUUGGGACAUACAGAAAUGGACUGAUAACUAUCGCAGAAGACGUGCAGGCACCAGAGGGGGUCAGGGAGCGGGCUAAAAGCCUCCUGUCGACCACGAAUGUCGAGCUAUUCCGCCGUAAAUACGAGGCAUGGCGGCUCCAGUCGGAGAAGGAUGAAGCCAAGCAAAGUCUCGCAGAAGGCUAUGCCUCGCUCGCCAAGGGGGCCGGGAGCAUGUUAAAAGAUGGUGAAUCAUCAUCAUCGUCAUCACCACCAUCAUUAUUAUCAUCAUCACCAAGUUUCAAGAAGCGGAAGCGAACGACCACGGACGGAGGCUCGACGUCGACGACGAUCACGACCAGUACAGAGCCCGAUCUGAGCAGCCGAAAAGAGCGCUUUGCCGCGAUGGAUCAGUCACAAUUCUGGGAGCUCAGAAGCGGCAGAACUGUUGAAGAGAUCCUCUACAAUGCAAGCCUGAAGCGGGAGGCCAAUUUCAAAAUGCGGUCAUAUACGAUUGACUUUGGCUGUGAGAGGACGAGGGAGCGGAUAGAACAGGGGUAAGGACUUGAGUAGGGACUGGUGCAUGGACUAUGUCAGUAUAAUUGGAUGUGUGAAUGAAGGUUAGCAAAUGAACAAGCUUACAAGCUCAUUUACAAGACGUCAGUCAAUAAACCAUUA